Blepharisma stoltei is the source of this 624-nucleotide messenger RNA. NCBI's taxonomy places the organism in Eukaryota, Ciliophora, Heterotrichea, Heterotrichida, Blepharismidae. The record is from the annotation of a GenBank genome assembly.
AUGAUCCAUCCAGAUCAAGCAAGAUCAAUUCUUGAUGCUCUUAAUAUUUCAAAAUCAAAACUUUCACCUCAAGGUCAAAAAAACCUCGAAGAGCUUGCAAAAAUUGCAUAUUGCUUACAAAUAAACCCAGCAUGCUUAGAAUUGCCAUCAGCAGUCGCUGAAGCUUUGAUCACAAACUCCCAAGCAACUUCUCAAAUCAACUCAGAUAUCGAAAUUUUAUUAAAUGUCCAACAAAGCUUGAAAAAAUCAUUUUUGCUUUUAAAUAAAUUGAAAAAAAUCAAAUCUGAGUUACUAGAAUCUACAUCUUAUUUAAGUAACAAUAUAUCAUCCCGCCUAAUCCCACAAAAAAAAGAACUCCAAGCAAGAUUGCAAACUUUAACUCCAAAAUGAGAAAUUGAUGAAGAACUAAGGCAUGAGUCCCUCCUAGAUCUCUCAGAAAAAUGCCAAGAAACAUCUCGUCAAGCUGCAUCUCUCCAAAUAAGGGUAGAAAUGUUUAACGAUAUCCCACCUGUAUUCACUAUUUAGAACAUACAACUAGCCCAACAGAAGCUUCAAGAAGCCAAACAAGAGCUUGCAAGAAUAGACUCAGAAUGGACACAAAAAGUCAAUGAAAUGCUCCAAUAA